AGAGGGAAGCACAAAGGUGCUUGGUUCCAGUGAAGUCCUUUGACACAAACAUGCCCAGACCUGGUGCUGCGGCCUGAAUUUCUCACAGAAUAUCUGCAGAGCACAUGGACGCCAGUGCCGUGUGGUGAGGCAGGCAACACAGAGGGGUUAUGAGGUGGAGCUGGAGCAACCCUUCCCUUCUGCCCCACUGCUACAAAUUUGUAAGGACUGCUGUGCAUUGCUCUUACCUCUUCCCGGUGAGAGGAAAGGAAGAGCACAGGGUGUGAGGUGAAGGAGUUCGGAAACGUGCUACAAAGGCACUGAGGUUGGCCUCUACCUUGCCACUGUGUUAAGCACCUGUACUUUCUCUCUCAGUAUUUUAAAUGCUGCCUCAGCAGAGAUGUCACACACCUCCACCAAGAGGUCCCUGUGCGGUUGCAACCAUCCCUUUCCAUCUGCCCAGGGGACCGGGCUGGCUUUGCUCACUGUGACACACUUUUCUCCCUCGUGCCCACUCCUUCCCUCCUCCAGACUAUCCCAAACAAUAGGAGGUUUUGUUUCCACUCGGCAUCUAGCAGCGGCGGUUCCUCAAGCCCCUAAGCCCUAUAUUGUGUGUGCACCCUGGACUUAACCAGCACAUUCCUGCCAGAGGUUAAGCCUGGGUGCCACGUGGAUAAUCUGAGAUUUUUUUGCCUCCUGCUCCUCCAAGUGACCAUGACAAUAACAGGCCCGUGUGCACCGGCUGUUUUCCUGCCCCUUAUGUCCUCUAUCCAUGGAUGCUUUGUCACGACCACCCACACAAUGGUAUCAUUCAGCACUGGUGGUGUCUUCCACCUGCCUGGUCCCAAAGCUGGCAACAGUCAGAGCGUGAGCCCCAACAGACCGGAGGGCUGCGAGGAAAGCAGUGGCCAUGGUAUGAGAGUGGGACUGGAGUGAGCUGCUAGAGCUGCAAAAGGGAUCUUUGGAGCGCAAGAACAAGAAGGGCUGGAAGCUGGGAAGGCAGGGCACCACAGUGGGUGUCCCGAGCACAGCAACAUUUUCGGGAACAAAGCAGGAAAUCAGUGCUCAGGCAAGGAUGGCAGCUGGGAAAGAGAAGCCAAGUGCUGGCCUUGGCAGGGGACAGGAGGGAAGGAGAAUUUACCUUUUUCUUCCACAUUGAAAAUUCCCUUUUUCCCCUUCUCUCCUAGACAUCAAGCUCUUUGCUCUGGCACUGGACUCCAGGCCAGAGUGCUAGGCCUCCCUCCUCAUGUGGUUGCUUUCUUUCCUGAUUAAAAGUGAUUAGGCAGCCCUAAAGCCUGCAGAAAUGUGACCGAUGGGGAUGGAGACAAAGAGACCAUUCAAGAUCUCUUAAAUCCCCAAGGCACUAUUUAGAGAGCCCUGAAGAGAGCCCUGGAGCAGAACCACCCCAUCACUGCCUACCUGUUCUCCCUCCUUCUGUGCCCUUCCUCACCAGCAUCUUCUCCACCAUGCCCUUCUCUGAAGCGGAGGUGCAGAGUGCCCGUGGUGCCUGGGAGAAGAUCUAUGUGGAUGCCGAGGACAAUGGGACAGCAGUGCUGGUCAGGAUGUUUACUGAGCACCCAGAUACCAAGUCCUACUUCACACAUUUCAAAGGCAUGGACUCCGCCGAAGAGAUGAAACAGUCGGAUCAGGUCAGGGGCCAUGGCAAGAGGGUUUUCACUGCCAUCAACGACAUGGUGCAGCACCUGGACAACACUGAAGCUUUUCUUGGGAUACUGAACCCGCUUGGCCAGAAACAUGCCACCCAGCUCAAGGUCGACCCCAAAAACUUCAGGAUCAUCUGUGACAUCAUCUUGCAAAUGAUGGAGGAGAAAUUUGGUGGAGACUGCAAAGCCUCUUUUGAGAAGGUGACCAAUGAAAUCUGCACUCACCUGAACAAUGUCUACAAAGAAGCGGGUUGGUGAGGAAGUGUAACCUCUAGCCUCUUCAAACUUCUCACUAGCACUGAUUUGCUGCUUUUGGGCCUCCAGCCACAGUUGGAAGAGCAAAAAAGUAAAAAAAGCAAAAAAUAUAUGAUAGGUGUUAAUGUCAAUAAUUUCUGUAGCGAACUGAGUUUCCACAGUUAAAUGAAAACUGCAGAUACAACAAAGCCAAACAAAUCCUGACGUGCCUUGCAGCUGAGGUGCUCCAAGUGGGUUCCUCUGACUACAGUCCUUGGAGACUACAUUUAAAGACCAAGACUUGAAGCUUGCUGUUCCUGAAAGACUUGCUCCUUUCAGCAGCAACAGCCCAGAGAGAGAACCAGCAACUCCUUACCUUUCCAUCCUCAUCAAUGAUGAGCAGAAGACCAUUUUGAAGCAUUUCCUGGGUCAGGGACUUUGUAGAGGUCAUUUUUUAAGAGACAUGGGAGUUUCACAUUUGAACCGCAGCAAUGCGAGCAGAGGGGAGUGCUCCGUUUUUGGAGGAGACUAACAUCUGGAAAAGAGACAGGGACAGCCCCAACUUGGGCAGGUCAACAGAGUCCCCCAGCUUGGGGAGAGGUGACUCAGAGCAGCUUCCAGUGCAGGUGGGGACAUCUGCAGUGCCUGUAUUUCUUGCUGCUACUCCCAGAAAAUUGCUCUGGCCAUGUGCCCAGGAGACAGCAAUAACACCCAGCUCACUGUCGCCCACACUACCUCUCCUGCCGCAAGGCCUGUGUCUCCCUUCAGCUUAACUGAGUCCAGAACUGUUUAAUUGCUUUUCCUUAGCCGUGGUGAAAUCAUCAGCUGAUAACUGCAAAUAACCACAUGCCGUUUUGCUUAAGUGUAACACAAUAAACAAAAAGAAAGCUGG
Anas platyrhynchos (mallard) is the source of this 2769-nucleotide messenger RNA. RefSeq names its product cytoglobin-1. NCBI's taxonomy places the organism in Eukaryota, Metazoa, Chordata, Aves, Anseriformes, Anatidae. The record is from RefSeq and is a predicted model, not a curated record. Gene Ontology annotation, molecular function: heme binding; iron ion binding; oxygen binding. Gene Ontology annotation, biological process: oxygen transport.